This is a messenger RNA of Drosophila erecta, 10969 nucleotides long. RefSeq names its product voltage-dependent calcium channel type A subunit alpha-1 (gene cac). Gene Ontology annotation, molecular function: calcium ion binding; high voltage-gated calcium channel activity. The record is from RefSeq and is a predicted model, not a curated record. The transcript is spliced from 34 exons. Gene Ontology annotation, cellular component: voltage-gated calcium channel complex; membrane. Gene Ontology annotation, biological process: chemical synaptic transmission; calcium ion import across plasma membrane. Bases 632 to 6412 code for a protein of 1926 amino acids. NCBI's taxonomy places the organism in Eukaryota, Metazoa, Arthropoda, Insecta, Diptera, Drosophilidae.
AGCGCAGGGCUGGUGAAUUUCUUUUUUCCAUAUUUUUGCCCUUUGUGCGUGUGUGUGGGCCCUGGCGAUGUGGUAGUAUGUGAUACAAAGUCGCCGAGUUGAAGUCUUGCGUUUUGUUGAGUUUUUCGUCCAACUGUUCAAGUGCAAUAAUAACACAGUGGUAAUGCGGAAUAGCUAAUAAAUAAUAAUAAAAAACUACGAUUUAAAGAGCGCUAAAAACGGCAAAGGGAUACGAGCAUACGAAUAGCCGAGCAGAAGUGAACGAUCGAGGGAUUCAGGACAAGGACGCGAGUUCAGGAAGUUAAGGAAUCGCACCCGGAAUCCUUCAGCCUCCAUCACAAACAUCCUCCACAUCCUUCAGUAAUCACCAGCAACAGUCAAUCGGACUCGCGAGCUAAAUGUCCAGUUGCCGCUAUCGCUCCAUACGGACGGCGUGUCACUCCCGACAAAUGCGUAUUGUGGUUGACCUUGUUUAAUAUAAUUAUGGCCGAGCGGUCGUUACAAAAGUAUCAGAAAUUGGAUACAGUGACGGUUGGAAGCGGCUCAGGAAGUAGUGCAAGCAGAGCAUCAACAGGACUCCUUAGGCGGGGGGCACUUGGGUCGAAAGGGAGCCCAUCGCUUAGCUGAUAGAAUGGGUGGCCCGAAAAAAGAGGAAAACCCACCAGGUGGUGGUCCGACGUCAUUGUUUAUUCUAACCGAGGAUAACCCAAUUAGAAAGUACACACGAUUCAUCAUAGAAUGGCCGCCCUUUGAAUACGCUGUGUUAUUGACAAUCAUAGCCAACUGUGUUGUGUUGGCACUAGAGGAGCACUUGCCGGGGGGCGACAAGACAGUAUUGGCUCAAAAAUUGGAAAAAACGGAGGCCUAUUUUUUAUGCAUUUUCUGUGUAGAAGCGUCGCUCAAGAUCCUCGCCUUAGGGCUUGUUCUGCAUAAACACUCCUAUCUCAGGAAUAUUUGGAACAUCAUGGAUUUUUUCGUUGUAGUUACGGGAUUCAUGACACAGUACCCACAAAUAGGGCCCGAGGUAGACCUAAGAACACUUAGAGCCAUUCGUGUGCUACGGCCCUUAAAAUUAGUGUCUGGAAUUCCUAGUUUACAAGUAGUUUUAAAAUCUAUAAUCAAGGCGAUGGCACCUUUACUGCAAAUCGGUCUCUUGGUGUUGUUUGCAAUCGUAAUUUUUGCAAUCAUUGGACUCGAGUUUUAUUCGGGCGCACUGCAUAAGACUUGUUAUAGCUUAGAAGAUCCAAACAAACUAGUGAAGGAGGGCGAUUCAGAGACGCCUUGCAACACGGACAACGUCCUGGAAAAGGCCACCGGCUCCUUCGUAUGCAACAACACCACGAGCAUGUGUCUGGAGAAGUGGGAGGGACCAAAUUCAGGUAUCACGAGUUUCGAUAACAUCGGAUUUGCCAUGUUGACCGUAUUCCAAUGUAUCACGAUGGAGGGCUGGACGUCAAUAUUGUAUUGGACCAACGACGCUUUAGGUUCAGCAUGUAAUUGGAUAUAUUUCGUGCCUCUUAUAGUUAUAGGCUCAUUUUUUAUGCUCAACUUAGUUCUUGGUGUCCUUAGUGGAGAGUUUUCGAACGAACGAAAUCGUGUCGAACGUCGCAUGGAGUUUCAAAAAUGCCGCUUUCGGGCCAUGUUUCAGACAGCAAUGGUCUCGUACCUUGACUGGAUCACACAAGCAGAGGAGGUUAUCCUGGCCGAGGAGCGAACAACGGAAGAAGAGAAAAUGCACAUAAUGGAGGCGCGAAGACGAAACGCUGCCAAGCGGAAAAAGCUGAAAAGCUUGGGAAAAUCAAAGUCCACAGAUACGGAGGAAGAGGAAGCCGAGGAAGACUAUGGAGACGAUGGUUACCUCAAAACGCGCUCCAAACCUCAAGGAAGUUGUACCGGAUUUUGGCGGGCGGAGAAGAGGUUUCGCUUCUGGAUCCGGCACACGGUAAAGACGCAGUGGUUCUACUGGUUCGUGAUCGUCCUCGUCUUUCUGAACACAGUCUGCGUUGCCGUCGAGCAUUACGGCCAGCCCUCGUUCCUCACGGAGUUUCUGUACUAUGCUGAAUUCAUCUUCCUGGGACUCUUCAUGUCGGAGAUGUUCAUCAAGAUGUAUGCGUUGGGGCCCCGCAUCUACUUUGAGUCGUCGUUCAACCGAUUUGAUUGCGUUGUCAUUAGUGGUUCGAUAUUCGAAGUGAUCUGGUCCGAGGUGAAAGGCGGUUCGUUCGGUCUGUCUGUGCUGCGUGCCCUGCGAUUGUUGCGCAUCUUCAAAGUCACCAAGUACUGGUCGUCGCUGCGCAAUCUAGUCAUCUCUCUGUUGAACUCGAUGAGAUCGAUCAUCUCAUUGUUGUUCCUGCUCUUCUUGUUCAUCCUCAUAUUCGCCUUACUGGGCAUGCAGUUGUUUGGCGGCCAGUUCAAUCUGCCCGGAGGCACGCCUGAAACCAAUUUUAACACAUUCCCGAUAGCACUGUUGACUGUAUUCCAAAUCCUCACUGGCGAAGAUUGGAACGAGGUCAUGUACCAGGGCAUCAUAUCUCAGGGUGGUGCGCAGAAAGGAAUGAUUUACUCUAUAUACUUUAUCGUUUUGGUACUCUUCGGAAAUUACACGCUAUUGAAUGUGUUCUUGGCUAUCGCCGUUGAUAAUUUGGCGAAUGCCCAAGAACUUACAGCAGCCGAAGAGGAACAAGUCGAAGAGGAUAAAGAGAAACAACUGCAGGAGCUCGAGAAGGAGAUGGAGGCCCUCCAGGCGGAUGGAGUCCAUGUCGAGAACGGCGAUGGUGCUGUCGCCCCCAGCAAGUCCAAGGGCAAGAAAAGGGAGGAGGAGAAGAAGGAGGAGGAGGAAGUGACCGAGGGUCCCAAGCCGAUGCUGCCCUACUCAUCGAUGUUUAUACUAUCACCAACUAAUCCCAUAAGACGCGGCGCCCAUUGGGUGGUUAAUUUACCAUAUUUUGAUUUCUUCAUUAUGGCUGUCAUCUCAAUGUCAUCAAUAGCAUUAGCAGCCGAAGAUCCCGUUCGUGAGAACUCGAGCCGAAACAAGAUAUUGAAUUAUUUCGAUUAUGCAUUUACCGGCGUAUUCACGAUAGAAAUGUUGCUGAAAAUUGUAGACUUGGGUGUGAUCCUGCACCCUGGCAGCUAUUUAAGAGAAUUCUGGAAUAUUAUGGAUGCUGUGGUCGUUAUAUGCGCUGCUGUUAGUUUCGGUUUCGAUAUGAGCGGUAGCAGCGCUGGACAAAAUUUAUCGACUAUUAAAUCGCUUCGGGUAUUGCGUGUACUACGCCCAUUGAAGACCAUUAAGCGUGUACCGAAAUUGAAAGCCGUGUUCGAUUGCGUCGUGAACUCAUUGAAAAAUGUUGUUAACAUUCUAAUCGUGUACAUAUUGUUUCAAUUUAUAUUUUCUGUUAUUGGAGUACAAUUGUUCAAUGGAAAAUUUUUUCAUUGUACGGACGAAAGUAAACAUACUUCCGCAGAGUGCCAGGGCUCGUACUUCAAGUACGAGGAGGACGAACUGCUGCCAAAACAGGAACAAAGGGUCUGGAAGCCCCGGGCCUUUCACUACGACAAUGUUGCCGCUGCGAUGUUGACCCUGUUCGCCGUUCAGACCGGCGAGGGAUGGCCACAGGUCUUGCAACACUCAAUGGCUGCCACUUAUGAAGAUAGGGGUCCAAUCCAAAAUUUCCGGAUCGAAAUGUCCAUAUUUUAUAUUGUGUAUUUUAUUGUAUUUCCGUUCUUCUUCGUCAACAUAUUCGUGGCCUUGAUUAUUAUUACGUUUCAAGAGCAAGGCGAAGCUGAGUUACAAGAUGGCGAAAUUGACAAAAAUCAGAAAUCCUGCAUCGAUUUUACUAUAGGAGCUCGUCCACUCGAACGCUAUAUGCCCAAGAAUCGAAACACCUUCAAGUAUAAAGUGUGGCGCAUUGUGGUGUCAACGCCUUUUGAGUACUUCAUCAUGAUGUUGAUCGUAUUCAAUACCCUUCUGCUGAUGAUGAAGUAUCACAAUCAAGGAGACAUGUACGAAAAGGCGCUGAAGUACAUCAACAUGGGAUUCACCGGAAUGUUUAGUGUAGAAACGGUGCUGAAGAUCAUUGGAUUCGGUGUUAAGAACUUCUUCAAGGACCCGUGGAACAUAUUUGAUUUAAUCACCGUUUUGGGCAGUAUUGUGGAUGCACUUUGGAUGGAAUUCGGGCACGAUUCGAACUCAAUCAACGUCGGCUUCCUGCGUUUGUUUCGAGCGGCGCGACUUAUCAAAUUACUUCGUCAAGGAUACACGAUUCGAAUUCUACUGUGGACAUUUGUGCAAUCCUUUAAGGCACUUCCCUAUGUCUGUUUGCUUAUAGCCAUGCUAUUUUUCAUAUACGCCAUUAUCGGCAUGCAGGUGUUCGGGAAUAUCAAACUAGGUACAGUGGAAAAUUCCAUUACUAGACACAACAACUUCCGAACAUUUGUUCAAGGCGUCAUGUUGCUAUUCAGGUGUGCAACUGGCGAGGCCUGGCCCAACAUAAUGCUGGCAUGUUUGAAGGGCAAGGCCUGCGACGAUGACGCCGAGAAGGAACCUGGGGAGUACUGCGGAUCCACACUGGCCUACGCCUACUUCGUAUCGUUUAUAUUCUUCUGCUCCUUCCUGAUGCUGAACCUGUUCGUCGCCGUCAUCAUGGAUAAUUUCGAUUAUCUCACCAGGGACUCCAGCAUACUGGGUGCCCAUCACUUAGACGAAUUUGUGCGCAUAUGGGCGGAAUAUGAUCCAAAUGCGACUGGAAAAAUACACUACACGGAAAUGUACGACAUGCUGAAGAAUAUGGAUCCACCGUUGGGUUUUGGCAACAAGUGUCCCAACCGACUGGCCUACAAGAAACUGAUUAGAAUGAAUAUGCCAUUGGACGAUGAAUUGAGAGUUCAGUUCACCACAACGUUGUUCGCUUUGAUUCGCGAGAAUCUCAGCAUCAAAAUGAGAGCGCCUGAGGAAAUGGACCAGGCGGACAUGGAACUGCGGGAGACCAUCACGAACAUCUGGCCAUUGCAGGCGAAGAAGAUGCUGAACCUGCUGGUGCCGCCCAGCGACCAGCUCAACAAGGGCAAACUGUCCGUGGGUAAAAUCUAUGCAGGUUUCCUCAUCCUGGAGUCCUGGCGCAGCACGCGGUUCGGCCAACUUGAUUCGGGAAUGCCGAAACAAUCAUUCUUUAACUGCCUCCUCGAUAUGGCCGCCCUUGACAAAGGAGGAUCGCGACAGGGCUCCAUAAGUUUCGAGCCGAAUGGGGAAGGAGCCGCCAACUCACAAACACAUUUGUUAGCCAGCACGCACCACCACCACGCAAACGGUGAUGCCGAACACAACAGUUUGGCAACACUAGCACGGCGGAGUACGAUCAGAAAGCGAUCAGUUAGAAACAAAAAGAUGCUGGAGCUGCAGGACGCAUCGAGACACCCCUCGCAGGAGUCGCUUACCGGUGCCGAUGCUGGCCAUCUACAUCCUGGACAUUCGUACAUGAAUGGCCAUCGGCGUUCGCCUAGCUUGAGGCACAACGGCUCUCCACUGGCCAGAUCUCCGAGUCCUCGACGGCGUGGCCAUCAAUACAUACAUCAUGAUAUCGGGUUCUCCGAUACCGUAUCUAAUGUUGUAGAGAUGGUCAAGGAGACUCGUCAUCCUAGGCAUGGCAACAGUCAUCCGCGGUAUCCAAGAGGUUCAUGGUCAGCAUCGACAAGUCCGGCCCGUUCGCCUUCGCCUUCUCGAUAUGGUGGUCAUUUGUCUCGCAGUAAACGCACUCAACUGCCUUAUCCCACAUAUGGGACAACCAGUCUAUGUCAAAGAUCACGAUCGCCGAGUCCCGCUAGACUUCAGGAGAUGCGUGAACGAGACAGACUUGGUUAUGGGAUUGAUAUGGGUGUAACGCAUGUACAGCACAGUUACCCAACACUGGCCUCCCGAAGAGCCGGAAUCGGAAGACGCCUUCCUCCGACUCCCAGCAAACCGUCAACACUGCAGCUCAAGCCGACCAAUAUCAAUUUCCCGAAGCUGAAUGCCAGUCCCACACAUACACACCACUCAACGCCCCACAGUGUUCACUCGCUACCACACCACCGCGACCUGCUGCGAGAUCCUAGGGAUAUGUACUACAGUAGUAGAGAACGCGAGCGGGAUCGCGAACGCCUUAGGGAUCGGGAUCGCGAAAGGGAUCGCGAUCGCCUGCACGAGUACGACCUGCGCUACGAGUACCGGGAUCGGGAACGGGAGUUGUACGAGCGCGAAAGAGAUCGCGAGCGGGAGGUCGAAAGAGAAAGACUGGAAUAUAUAGCACCGCUGUCAUUCGAGCAAGCGCUGGCUAUGGGCCGAACAGGUCGUGUACUGCCAUCUCCAGUUCUAAAUGGUUUUAAGCCAAAGAGUGGUCUGAACCCUCGACACUCCGAUUCGGAUGAGGAGGAUUGGUGCUAGCAAAGGCUUUGAUUGCGAUCGCGUAAUCGAAAGGAUCAGAUCUGGGUAUAGCAUCAGGCCAUUUGCUCCUCGUUGUCAGCACCAAACUUAGAUCACAAUUUUGAUACGAUACGACACAGCUACCAGAUACCCGAACAUCAGCAAAUCCUUCCAUACCUUUGUCCAGCAGUACACCAGCACCAACAGCAACACCAACAGCAACAGCAACACCAACAUCAACGACCACACCAAGAGCAGCACCUAUAUCAAAGGUAUGGCACGAACGUAUCGACACCGAAACUAGGAACAACUAUAUCUGAUAUCAAAUUGGCUGGAGUUAGCUUACAGGAAUUAAACCCGAAUCGACAACCGCAAUCGCAACAGAAGCAGGAGCAACAAUUGCAUCAGGAUGGGUGGCUGAGAUGGUACCGGCCAGCGGGUCCAUACGGAUCCCCAGUGAUGGCAUCAUUGCCGGAGACCAGAACAACAUCGCCCCACUCCGAUAUCGAAUUCAUUAGAAGUAUGAAGAGAAGUGAAACCGGAACAACUGCAAUAACACCAAGGACAACUAAAACUGAAGCAAUGAUAUUAAGCGUACCAAUUACAAUAACGUCCCCAUUAGCUAUUAAAAAGAUAUAUUCAGAUAAUGACAUUAAUUAUAAUACUGAACGAGGAACUGAUAAUGACAGUGUGGAGGAUGCACCAGCUCAUCAUUAUCUCCAGCCAGAACUUACUACACCAGAUCUACAACACGAGCCACCACUGCAGCAGCAUCACCAGCACUAUCCGCAGUAUUCGUAUCAUACGCUCUAAGGAGCACAGGAUCAAGAACGAGCAUCCAUUAUGCAGGCGCCACACUCCAUAGUUCAUAAUCGGGAAACCAGUGUCCGGAAUCCAGUAACCAGUAACCAGAUCCACUAAAAGUGCAACUUUAUUGAAACUCAAACUGAAACUGAAACUGAGGCGAGGUGUAAAGAAUGAGAGAGAGAUUCCAUUCCACGUGAUGGGAGUAGGAGUGGGGAGAUUGUAAACAGAUUAGAGCUACUAUUUGCUUAGAAAUAGGAGUAGAGAACUUAAUUUUAGAUAUGAAUAUGAUCAAGUGUAUUGUACUUUUUUUUAAUGUAAGGGCAAGUCUAGAUGAAGAGCACAUCAAAAUGAAGCUAACGAUAACAGAACUCUUUCAAGCAGAACACACAUAGAUCUAGGUCGAAAAUACAUAGGACAUAAAGAUUGUAGGUACUCGCAUACAUUGUAAGUUAUCUAGGACUUAGCUCGAGGAAUCGGAACGGUAAUCUGCAAGCGUUUUUGACUUGUUUGUAUUAAAAGUUAGUAAUUCAAUUACGUGUAUUUAAAUGCGACAUUUUAUUUAUUCAAUGUACAUACCAGAUAAUUGUAGAUAUCAAAUAGUUUCUUUUUUUUCUAUUGUAUGUAAUAUACUUACCUACGACUACUAUUAUAAAUACCUUCAUCAAAAAGCAACCCGAUAGCGAAUAUUAGCCACAAUUCUGUGCAAUUUAAUCCCCUACGGUUUUACAUUCAGUUGUGUAUUUAUACUCGAGCGGAUACAUUUUUCGACCACAUGGCAAAUCCACCACAGAAGCUAACACCAAACACCAAAGCUAAAUCCAAAUAUCUCAAUUAUGACCAAAGCAUGUAUCUGUAAAGUAAGCAUCAUUCAGCGCCAUUUGUGUAUACAGACCUUUGCAAUUUACAAUAGCUUGUCAUAUUUCCCUUAGCAAAUGGAACGCUGCUCUAUACUCUGUAUUACUCUGUAAUGUGCAACCAAAGAAAGGUUUAUGCUUCUGUUAAUGCAUUUCGUAUGCUGAAAUUAGCUCCUCGCAAAUUUCCGAUCAGUUGAGAGACUCGAUGUCCAAGUGUAUUUAUAAACAACAAUAAAUUGUUUCCGCAAUCGAGCAUCCUCAACGUAAACAAAAACAUGUGUAGAUAUAAUACACCUCCGACUCCUCAUAUUGAAUUGAAUGUGUAAAAUGUGUAAAAACGCAGAGCUCAUGGCACACCAAACGUAAUGUAUUCAAUAUAUAGCCAUGCACACAGCCCCUCCAACUCACUACCAGAAAAUGCAGUCAUCAUGUGUAUAGAUAGACGAAUCGUACAUGUUGGACGACGGGAUAUCGAAGAGCGCACAAUAAUUGUAAUUUAAAGAAAAGAAUCCAUAACUUAAGUAAAUAAUUAUAGCAGCUGAGCAGUAAUGCGAAUUUACACAGCAAAUGAACUUACCAUUACGAAUAUGACGAUGACUAGAGUAGAGUGCAUACGGCAGUUAAAAUGAAACAGAACAUUUAGCAAACAGAAACACUUGCCCUAAACUAACUUAACUGAGCUGACUUUAGCUGUGUACGAUACUUAAAUAUUAACUGAGCAAUACUGAAUAGGGAAAACGACUAACCUAGAAACGAUUAACCCAAAUAUACACUCAAAAAGGUCAAGAUCGCCAUUUAACUUGGAAACUCGCCAUUUUAAUGUUCGCCAUUUACGGCUGUAAGCCGUAAGUUUGAAAAAUGCCCGAAAUUUAUCCCAACUUAGUAUUUCGUUAGUAUUUCGUAUUGAAAUUGCUGAUUUUGUUAGAUAUUAGUUUGUGAUAGCAAUAAUCACUAUUUUUACUUUACCGGACACGAAGAGCAGAAGUCUUGCUGAUAUUGUUUGUAAACUAAAUUUCUCGUUGUGAAGUUUUUUAAAACCUCUUCAUUUUUGAUUUUAUGGCGAUUUUCUAAAAUCUAGAGAACAAGGGGGGAGUGUGGAAACGGUAACCGACAAGCGUAUUCUUCUAUAAUUAUCUUAAUUACGGAUGCUGACAUACAUUGAAGAUAUAUAUACACGCCUACAUACAUAGAUAAAUAUACAAUAGUUUAUAACUAGUAUCAAAUAAAAUGGGAACUCCAUCGCUAAGGAAAAACAAAGAUCGCCGAUAUAAAAGUUCACUCUCCAAUGAUUAAUAAUUAAUUGUAUACACGUUGCACGUUGUAUUUCCGAGGUUCACUUUUGACUACUUCCAGUAAAAGUUUGUCCACGUGGCAAAUGUUUCAAGUCCUCAGUCCUAGGCUAAGAUCCGAUUUUUUACCUUCAUUUUGCACCGCUUGCUUAACAUUAACAUUCGAAUUAUAACUAGCGAUAUUCCCACACCAGUAGAGUUCUUGGAAGGGCAGCUUAGGGCUCAUUAGCUCAAUUACUACUACUGAAUCAUUGCCCCGAUGCCAAAACUAAACAAAAUAUAGAAAAUAAUAAAACACCAAAAAAAUAAUAAAAAAUACAAGAAAAAAACGAAACCAAAACCAAAAAAGAAUAGAAAUGAGUACAAAGUAUGAAGUUAGUUUACUGAUAUGGAUUCAGUAUCAGACGUUUAUCCAGUUCAUGAUGCCCAUAGAGCAAAUAUUUAGUUAGCAACAAUUUGGCAAGCUCGUGACCACUUCAAUCCGAUUCCAUUCGAUUCGCUUUCCAAGUCCCACUAUCUUCGCUUCGUCCUUCGAAAAAGGCUCCCAGCUGGCCGACCGCGAACUCUGCCCAACUUUACUCCUACUUGUACGUCGUACUCGAAAAUGGUCAGGUGCCAGGUGGCGGGAUCGAGUAUCCACAUCACAUUCCGGGGAAGAACAAGUCGGGCACCGCGUACCGCCAUUUGAUAGAAAAUAUAAACAAAUAAGAAACAAACAUACACAUAAACUUACACAAUGCUGCGAUCGAUUGUUCUUCCAGAUCCAGAUCCUUGCAUUCCCCACACAUGCAAAUGCCAUGGGUAGCACUGCCCGAUCCAGAUCCAGAUUCAGAUCCAGUCAUUACAUUCUAAAGCUGGUUACAUAUGUAUCCUAAGGUUGAUUAACACCAGGCUGCUGCCGAGCCAAACCUCAGUUCGAAUACUGGAGUUCCAAUCCAGAAACUGAGGUGACCCCGAACGGUCCGCUCCUGUGUUCCUUGACUCAUGUCGUAGGUGGCUUACUUCUUUCAAAACAGCAAACAACCACAUUUAACCACAUUUAACCCUAACUACGAUUCGACUGUGUAUUUUGUUAUUUGUUUACUGUCUGGUGUGAGCGGUUACAUGAAAAAGAAACUAAACAAAAAACCAAAACCAAAAAGAACGGAAACAAGCUAAAAUAAAAAGGAAAUACAUAUAUGUAAGUAGAUCUGACUUUUUUUUACAAAGCAACAAGAUAUAUAAAGUAUAGGAUGUGUGAGGGGAUGAUUUGCGAAUAGGAAAGGAAACAAAAUUAAUAAUAAUGAAAUUAGUUUAAAUUAGAAGAAUGUAACUGUUACGGCUAAAUUGUAAUGAUAAAAUAUAUACAUAAAUGUAUGGAGGAAAACAUAAAUAUAAAUUAAAAUAUCUUAACUUAAUAUUCUAAGUGAAUAAAGCAGUUAAAUUAAUUACUAAGAUACGCUAGAGAUAAUUAAACUACAUUUAAUAAUUAUGUAAUUAUAAAGAUGACUCGUAAUUUAUAUACAAGAUAUACAUACAUAAACAUAUAAUAACAUAAAUACCUGCCUUCAACAAAUUUGUUAAUAAAACUAUUAAUACUUUCUUAUUUUACAUAAAGUAAAGGAAUACCAUAAUAAAAACAAAAACAA